AUUGAGGAUAUCUCAAAGCGCGCCAUCAGGGACCAAGUCGGCGGAUUGUUGGGGGAAAUCUGCGUUGCCGCUGCCGCGUUUUUUCCUUCCUUCCCCGCGGCGAGCAGAAUGCAAGAAGCCCGCAGUCCUCCUCAGAGUUGCCGGAGCGUGAGGACCCAGGAGACCCAGGAGACCCAGGUGUGAGUCUUCCCUCCCCCGCUCCAUCCCCAUGGCCAUGGUGCUGCUGCCCUGCCUCUGCACCCUGCUCUCCCUGGACCUGCUGCUGAGGGCGGAGGCUGCCGUGCCCCUGGAGGACUUCUACCCCUUCGGUCUGGACCAGGGGGACUCUCAGACCGUGGCCCAGGACGACGGAGGCUCCGGGCUGGUGGAGAUCUCCGUGGCGUUCCCCUUCUUUGGAGACCGCCACUCGGGACUCUAUGUGAACAACAACGGCCUGGUCUCCUUCCUGAGGGAGGUGUCCCAGUUCACACCUGUGGCCUUCCCCAUCGCCGGCGACCGUAGGGCGGUGGCGCCCUUCUGGGCCGACGUGGACAACCGGCGGGCGGGGCGAGUCUUCUACAGGGAGAGUCGGGAGUCGUCCAUCUUGAGCAGGGCCGCCGCCCACGUCAGGAUCUACUUCCCCGACUUGUCCGACUUCAACGCCACCUGGGUCCUGGUCUGCACCUGGGACCGAGUCACCUUCUUUGGCGGCGGCGCGGACACGCCGGUAAACACUUUCCAGGCGGUCCUCAUCACAAACGGAGAUCUUUCCUUCACCAUAUUCCAGUACAACAACAUCACCUGGACCACCGGCAAGCACGCCAGCAGCGGCGGCGACCCAGCGGGCCUGGGAGGCAUCGCGGCGCAGGCAGGCUUCAACGCCGGCGACGGCCGGCGCUACUUCAACAUCCCCGGCUCCCGCACGGCCGACGUGGCCCACGUGGAAGGCACCACCAACGUGGGCUACCCGGGCCGCUGGGUCUUCCGCAUAGACGACGCCAACGUGGAGGUGGGCGCUUGCAACAACUCAGCCUCGGUGUGUCCACACCUGAGACCGUGCGUGAAUGGCGGCCAGUGCAUUGACGACUGCAUCCCGGGCAACCCCUCCUUCACCUGCUCCUGCUUGGCGGGCUUCACCGGCAGACGAUGUCACAUCGACGUGGACGAGUGCGCCUCGUCGCCGUGCAGGAACGGCGGGACCUGCCAAGACCGGACCAACGGCUUCGCCUGUGGCUGUCCACCUGGAUACACGGGGACUCGGUGUGAAACAGACGUGGACCGGUGCGGAGGCGUGCCGUGCUUCAACCAGGCGCUUUGCGUGCCGGGCCCAGGCAACUUCACCUGCGUCUGCCAGCCCGGCUACACCGGGGUCCUGUGUGAGACAGGCGUGGACAGGUGUGAGUCGCAGCCGUGUUUGAACGGAGGCCAGUGCGUCCGUCGGGCCGCAAACUUCACCUGCCUUUGUCCCGCCCCCUUCACCGGCCUCGCCUGCGAGUCAGAGCUGAUGGAGCUGCAGGUCAACUCCAGCCAGUCCCAGAACCAAACAGAGAAGCGGCAGACGUGCGAGCUGAGCAGCUCCGGGGCGUACCGCUGCACGUGCGGGCCAGGAUACUACGGAGACACCUGCCAAGAGGAGUGCCUCUGCCAGAACGGCGGCGUGUGCGUGGACAACAACGGGACGUGCGAGUGUCCCGCAUCCUACACUGGCCUCUACUGCCAGCUGGAGAUGACACAGACGCCGUGCGGCAACAACCGGCCGUGUCCUGACGGAGGUCCGUGUUUGGAGUACGGAGGAGCGUACCUGUGCACCUGCCAGACCAGCACCUCAGACCUGGAUCACAGGGACCUGUACCCUUAUGUACAGCCCCGCUCGGUCUGUGACUCCACGCCGUGUCUGAACGGCGGCUUCUGCUACGAGCGCCAUGGCGGCUACACCUGCCAGUGCACGCACGGCCACUGGGGGAAGCACUGCGAGAAAGUGCGCCUCAACACCUGUGCGUCCGCUCCGUGUCGCAAUGGCGGCUCGUGCAGGGAGGAGGGGGGCAGCUACAGGUGCGUGUGUCCCUACAGGUUCACCGGCAGACAUUGUGAAGUAGGCAAGCCCGACCCGUGCUGGUCCGGCCCGUGUGAGAACGGCGGCACCUGCUUCCACUACAUCGGCAAGUACAAGUGCGAAUGUACACACCUCUUCAGCGGCAGACACUGCGAGAUCAGCAGCGGCGCCGCGCACGCAGAGGUGGGCUGUGGGACACCUCCACAGGUGAAGCACGCCCAGGUCCACUUCUCCUCCACCACGUCUGGCUCGCUGGCUGUUUACAUGUGCCAGGCCGGCUUUGUGGCCGUGCCCAGAACCACUCACACCUUCUGUGGAGGCCAAGGACACUGGAGUCAGCCACCCGUCUGUGAGGAGAUGAACGAGUGUGUGUCACAGCCGUGCGUGAAUGGCGGCACGUGUCACGACCUGGAGGCGUCUUACCUGUGUGAGUGUGAGGACGGCUUCAGAGGCACACAAUGUCAGACAGACGUGGACGAGUGCGUGUCAGACCCCUGCAAGAACGGUGGAACGUGUGAGAACCUUCUGGGCUCCUACUUGUGUUACUGUCCACCAGGCAUCACAGGACACAACUGCCAGAAAGAGCAGGACAGCUGCGAGUCCAACCCCUGCCUAAACGGAGGUGUGUGUCGAGGCUCCAGGGGGUCCUACGUGUGCGCCUGCAAGGACGGCUUCUUCGGGGACCGGUGCCAAAUGUUGGACGACCCCUGCGUGCUGCAUCCCUGCGGGAGCCGAGGCGAGUGCCGGAGCGACAGGAGAGGGAACUACAAUUGUGUUUGCAGAGCAGGACACACUGGGAAAGACUGUGAGAAAGAUCUGCUGCCCCCUUCUGGCCUCCACGUGCAGCGCGUAGAGGAGAAGGAGGUGGAGCUGCGCUGGGACGCGCCCGAGGCCUCGCCCAGCCCGCUCAGCGGCUUCGUGGUCACGCACGCGCCUCAGGGCCGCAGCAAUCGCAAGGUGGACUUCCUGGACAGGUACCAGUCGUCUCACGUCCUGCGAGGUCUGCUGCCAGGUCUGCUCUACAACAUCUCCACCUACUCCAUCAAACGCAACACCAACAGCGACGACUUCAGCCAGCCCGCCACAGCACUCAUACGCACUCGACCUCGGCGGGCGGAGCUUCUGCAGGUGGUGAACGUGUCGUCCUCCCAGGUGAGAGUGCGAUGGAUGGUGAAGAGCACUCGACACAGCAGGACCCUCCUCACCCUCUCACUCUCUGAUGGCUCUCAGCACCACUCUGCUCUGCUCAACUCCACCACCACCGACUACACCUUCAGUUCUUUGCUUCCUGCUCACAUGUACUCAGUGGACGUGUUGACUCAAAGUGGACUUGAUGACUUCCCCUCCACCAGUCACCCUGCUGGGCCUCUGCACUUCUGGACAAGGCCCCUCCCCCCACAGAACCUCUCCCUGUCCCAGGUGACCACCAACUGGGCUCAGGUCACGUGGAGUCCAGACCCCGGGCACCUGCCGGACGGCUUUGUGGUCAACGUGACCCGGGGUCUGACCACCAGGAGCCGCUUCCUGCCCGGCGGCCUGCUGGGGUCCUACACCCUGCGGGAGCUGACCCCGGGUCAGCACUACCGCCUGGCCCUCACCUCCGUCAAGACCACGGGACAGGAGCAGGUCCACAGCAAGCCUCAGCACCUGGACUUCACCACCUUGCCCAUGGAGGCCAGGUCUGCAAGGAGAGAGCGACCCGGCGGGACGGGACGAAGGCCCUCUGACACUCAGGAGCCGGUGGGCGGAGCAGAACCGAGGGAGGGGCCAAGGUACACAGAGCUCAUAGACAGGAGGAGGAAGAUCACCGCCAAGUUCUCACACUUGCCAAGAAAAGUCCUUCGACAUCGGAAGAAGCCCGAGCCGCUAGUUCGCUUGGAGAGGAUGGAGGAGACCAGCAACAAAGUCAGUCUGGCGCUGGAGGUCCGAGAGGAGGCUUCCAGACCCAAGCCUGACUGUCGCAGUCGGCCGUGUCUAAACGGCGGAACAUGCCGGAACGACUCGCUGCUCUGUCAGUGCACCGCCGGCUUUAAAGGCAGACAGUGUCAACUGUCGUGCCAGCGAGUGCCCCACCCGUGCACCCGCCUCUACUCGGAGACCAAGAGCGUGCCCGUGUGGGAGGGCGGCGUGUGCCACUACCUGUACAGGAGGACCUACAAGGUGCAGCAGGACGUCUGCUACAGAGAAAGCUGCCAGACCCCCGACACCGGUCCAGCUCCGUGACGCCGCCACACUUUCUCUCCUGGUGUUUUUGACGUACUUGAAGUGAGCGACGGUGCUCACGUUGAUGCUGCGGAACCCUGUCAGAACACACUGAAGAACCUUCUAGGCUGGAGGAAGAAGGACACUCAUGACUGGUCCACUGCACUUGUGAUGACACUUCAUCGUUUCAACAAGUCACAUGAAUUCAUCCCCGCCUCCCUCUGACCAGUGUUUUCCCUGUAAAAUACUUUGUUUUGUUAUUAUUAUUAUUAUUAUUAUUAUGUAUUAGCAGGCGUCACUGCUCGUUGUGCUGUAAAUAAUGUUCAUAGGCCAUUUUGUAGCUGAAU
This is a messenger RNA of Nerophis lumbriciformis (worm pipefish), 4581 nucleotides long. Lineage: Eukaryota; Metazoa; Chordata; Actinopteri; Syngnathiformes; Syngnathidae. The record is from RefSeq and is a predicted model, not a curated record.